ACACAUCAUUUUGGAAUGACUGUAUAUCAUCUGGAUUACGUGGCUGCAUGUUAAUUGAAUUAGCAUUGAGAGGAAGGUUACAACUAGAGGCUUGUGGAAUGAGACGUAAAAGUCUAUUAACAAGAAAGGUAAUCUGUAAAUCGGAUGCUCCAACAGGGGAUGUUCUUCUUGAUGAAGCUCUGAAGCAUGUCAAGGAGACUCAACCUCCAGAAACGGUCCAGAACUGGAUUGAGUUACUUAGUGGUGAGACGUGGAAUCCAUUGAAAUUGCAUUAUCAGUUAAGAAAUGUGCGGGAACGGUUAGCUAAAAACCUGGUGGAAAAGGGCGUAUUGACAACAGAGAAACAGAACUUUUUACUUUUUGACAUGACGACACAUCCCCUCACAAACAACAACAUUAAGCAGCGCCUCAUCAAGAAAGUCCAGGAAGCUGUUCUUGACAAAUGGGUGAAUGACCCUCACCGCAUGGACAAGCGCCUGCUGGCCCUCAUUUACCUCGCUCAUGCCUCAGAUGUCCUGGAGAACGCAUUUGCUCCUCUUCUGGAUGAGCAGUAUGAUUUAGCCACCAAGAGAGUCCGGCAGCUCCUUGACUUAGACCCUGAAGUGGAAUGUCUGAAGGCCAGCACGAAUGAGGUUCUGUGGGCGGUGGUGGCAGCGUUCACCAAGUAACUCUGCCUGGAAUGAAACUUUCUCCUUUCUCUCAUGUCAACCAGUAGUUGCUCUUCUGUUGACUUCUGGUUUUCUGCGAUUUGUAUUUUCCCACACUAGAAUUGGCUUUUGUUUUACAAAAUGGUGGGUGGCUUUUUCUUUUUUCUAUGUAUGCAGGAUUCUGCUGGUACGAGAGGCCUUCUCUUUAUGUUCUUAACAAGUUUUACUGCCAUAUUGGCAUUCCAUUUCCUGUUGCCAUUCUCACUGUUCCCUGUUUUGGGUUUCUGGUCUACUUUGACUUUCAAAGUACCUCCAGUCUCCGCACAUGCGCAGAUCUUGGGUGACCUCAGUUUGAGUUUUCCCACAUGUGCAUGUACAUCUAGCAUUCUGCCUACAAUUCAGACAGAAGUCACAAAAAGGCCUUCAACUCACCAAAGGUAAAUAUCUGUAUCUAUUAGGACAUUUUAUACAGAGACCUCAGUUGAGAUGUAUACUUAGCAAAAGUAUUUUUAAAUUGAAACAGCACAGUAAAUACUUAAUAUAAAAUGCCCCUUGAAUUUUGCUUCCCAUGUAAAUCUAUUGUAUUAUUACACUUGUUAUAAUUUUAACUAUUAAAUCAUAAAGGUCCAAUUGUUUCACAAAGCCAGUUUGGGAUGGGCUGCAUUCCAGUUAUGCUGUAUAUAGUUUGGAUUAUAUAUAAAUUGCCCCUUCUGGCCACCCUGUCCCCAUCUUAGUAUUUUGCAAGAUUUAAUUAGUUGUACACCUGGUGCCCCUCACUUGCUUCAGUCAUUGUUAUUUGAUGGCAAAACAGCCCUCUCAUCAUUGAAGGAGAGAGAAAGGCUGAGUGCCAGAUUGAUCCUGGGAAUUUUUGAGCUGUGCCAUUCAUGGUACUCUUUGCCUAUGCAUCUCCUUUUUGGGUUUUUUUUUUUUGUCUUUCUAUUUUUAUAAUUUCUGUAGGGAAGAGGCUUGUGACCAGUACCAAUCUUGAGUACAGUUUUUUUCCUUUUCUGUUCACAAGUAAAUUAAUGUCUGCUCAGAAAUGUCAUUUAUCUACUCACAUUUUCUUGGGGAAAACAAUCAAAUGUCAGUCCCAGCAGAUGUUGCAUGUAAAUUGGUAGCAAGUAAUGAUUACAACUCAGAUGAUUAAGAAUUUUGUAACAGAAAGCUCUGCUAUGUUUUAAUUUUUUUAUAUACAAUUAUGAUAAUUAGCAUCGUAAGACUAUAAACCUUUGCUUUUUAAAGUUUAUUUUUACUAUUUCUUUAUCACUGUUUAUCGUACCACCAUUGGUUUCAUAAUGUAAAUACUAUACAUUGAAAAAAUUAAACGUCAAAUUUUUUAUUACCAUAGUUCAUGUUAUAAUAGUGGGGCUUUCAGGUGUUUAGAGCUUUUUUUGUUAACAUUCAAUGCAAAAGUACUAGAUGGUGUAUAACUCUAGAGUUAAAUUUUAAGGGAUUCCCUAAUAUGUAUACUAUCUUUUUAUCUGAAGUAAUAAAUAAACUAUGAUCUUGAAAGUGCCUGAAUCAGA
Carlito syrichta (Philippine tarsier) is the source of this 2173-nucleotide messenger RNA. It is a transcript of the gene GOLPH3, whose product is annotated as golgi phosphoprotein 3. Gene Ontology annotation, cellular component: cytosol; trans-Golgi network; Golgi cisterna. Gene Ontology annotation, molecular function: phosphatidylinositol-4-phosphate binding. Gene Ontology annotation, biological process: Golgi to plasma membrane protein transport; Golgi vesicle budding; Golgi organization. The record is from RefSeq and is a predicted model, not a curated record. The transcript has 3 exons. The coding region runs from base 48 to 668 and encodes 206 amino acids. Lineage: Eukaryota; Metazoa; Chordata; Mammalia; Primates; Tarsiidae.